AUGAGCUUCAUGGGCAAGGAAAACAGUGAAAAGCAGCUGAUCUGGGGGGUGUCCGGGAUCCAGGGGCCGCACCCGGGAGAUGGGGAAUGUCCUCGCAGUCUGGAGAAGUCGGGGCAGAAGACGUAUCCUGAGAAAAGUUCGGUAAUUCGGGAAGGGGAUCUUUCUCGAAGACCACCUCACACUGUCCUCCCUUACCCUCCCCUCCAGGCCUCACCGAGCCAGGGGAGUCGCCAUCCGAAGUGGCCACAAACGGACACUGGAGUCCCACUCGCGCCGCAGCCCCGCAAGGCCCAAGCAGGCCCAGCUCACCGCUUCCGCCGCGGUCUCCCUCUGCUUCCCGCUUUCUCUGUCCCGCCAGAGCCCGGGACAGAGUCGUCGUGUUUCCGUCCGAGAGUCUCAGACCUCCUCUCUAGGAGCCUCCUCCCCCAGAACCCUCGGGCCGCGCCGUCCCUAAGGCCCACGGGGCCGGGCCUCCUCAACAGGGGCGGCAGACCAGGUCGCCACCCGCUGCUCUCCCUGAGGCCCUCAACUACCUGCCUAGGGCUGCGGGAUCCUCCUCCUCCGCCGGCGCUGCACACGCCUCCCGGCUCCACUGGCGACGCUGGCGUUCUUGGCCUCUUCGCCUUGUCCCGGGCCCCUGAUCUGACUACGUCACCCUCCUUCAGUCACCAUGUCCAAACUUCCGGACCCCUCAGAACGCAGCGCAGUCCAGCUCUCCCUUCAGAAAUCCGGGUCGGAGGCCUGUCUGCCGGCCGCCUGGUUGGAACCCGUGACCGGACUCUCUUCGUGCCGCGUCCCCUCGCGGUGCUCGCGGGACGCUGCGCGCAGCCGGGGCCCAGUUGCCCGGCGCUGCCAGACUCUCAAUGAGCAGCUCGCCAGCUCUAUUGUUGCUCCUUAGGGCUCCAUUAGACAGAAUUGGACAACAAUGUGGCUCCUGCCAUUGGCCAGAGGAGGCAGACGGCGCUCUGAUUGGCCGGGCCCGCGCCCGGGGAGCCCCGCAUUCUACAGUGUCCGAAAGAUUCGAAACUCCAAAAGCUCCACUGUGUGCCUCCGGGAGGGGAGGGGGCGCGCCAGGGAAGGAGUGGAAAAAAGUGGGCGAGGAGAAGCGUUGAAAAUUUCGUGACUUGUAGUUUCCGUGCGCCCGAGAGCGUGUGAAUUGCUCCUAAUUACCGUGUCCGGUGCGCCUCUCUGCGUAGACGUGUGUAACCCCUCAGCUUCUGGGGCGCCGGCUCGGCUGCGCCGCUCUCACUGGCCGGGGGCGCUUGGCAAAGCCGAGCUUCCCAAGUGGCCCUGGAGCACUGGGGCGGGAUGGGGGGCAGAUUCUCUUAGACUCAGGACGCUCACCCGUCUGUCGGUCCUUCCAGGCAAGAGACAAAGUCACUGCGGGGAGGCCCCCGGGGACAGUUUUCAGUUUUAACUUUGGCCUUAUUCUCAUCCUGCCCUGAUGUCGCGGCCCUGAGGAACAGCUCCUUCUGAAGAGGAGGAGCGCAGGACCCACACCCCACCUUCCAACACCUUGAGGUUCCGCGGCCAAGUACGUCUACGCCCCGGCUGCACUUGCGGAGGGAUUGGGGAAGAGCGCCGAUCACCACCGGAUUCCCUGUAGGAGCCCCAGGCGCCUGCUCCCAGAGCUCCGAAAAUUGGACAAAAUUUUCGGGAAAUUAUAUUAAACCUAAAACGAAAUAAACUAUACAAAUCUGCCUAGCUUUGGCGGGGGGCGGGGGGUCAGGUAUCCUUCUUUGCUCUUGAGGCCAGGCCAUCGUGAGAUUUCCCCGCUCCGGGUCGAGGGUCCCGCAAAAGCCAAGGGUAGAGCCACAAGGGCUCGGGAACCGAGGGGUCACCGCAGAUGCGUGAAGGACUUCAUUUUCUCAGAAGGGGGUGGAGGAGCAUCCUGACACCUAACACAGCCCAACCAGAGGGAAUCCGCCCACCCCUGGUGGAGGCACCUCUCUCUUCUCUCAUUCCUUUCCUCAUCCCCAAAGGUCUGGGACCCACAGCCUUUUCUCCCACUCCCCGAAGGUUAGGGAAUUCCUGUGAGUGAAUGUGUUAAGGAGGAGGGCAAAAUAAACCCGUCCUGGGCCAAGGUCAUAGCACUCACACUUAGACCAGGCAGGAAUCCUCUGCCCAGCUUCGCAGGCCACUCCACGGGCAGUUCCUCCUGAUUUGGAGUGGGUCGGUCGGAGGGGAAAGGAAGGGCAUGGCUCUACUGAGCCGCCAGCACUAGAAGAGCACGCCCCGGUUGAGGCAGUAGGGGCGACCCCCACACACACACAACUAGCUUCACACUUGGACACACUCCCUCCUCCGCAAGUGUGACCACUCUCUGCAAAGUUUGGAACACACUCUCACGCCGGCAUUCAGAGAGCACCCUGGGCCCUAGGCUCAACUCUGAUGCUAGCCUCCCGCCAAGGGGACCUUUUCAGUGAGUUUGACCUCACAGUGUUCUCAUAAACAUGUCCUCAUCCUGGGACAUCCACUUGGUAUGUAACACUCCCAGACUCCCACAGAUUUCCACCUCGGUGACUGGACACCCCGACAGAAGCACAUCCUCACGCACGUAUGCCCUGGUUUAUGCGCAGACCUCCAUCCUUACUUCUACAUUUGGGCCCCAGGCAGAAAAAGCCACAGCCUUCCGGGACAAAUGAGUCGGCUGAGAGCAGAGGGCCCUCCUCACACAUUCACACGAAUCCUCUCAGCUCAGAAUCAUUUGCUGACGCCUCUGCAGUGCCAGGGGCUUGGGGACCGACCGGGUGAGAGGACCCAGCCAAGAAAAUCCACCCCAUCCCUAUUCGCCCCUGGCCCCAUCCCCCACCCCCACGCCCAGGCAGUGGUGGCGUCCAAAGGGACUGCACUGGGGUGAGGCUGGGGUUGAGGUCCUAGGGCGCUGAACCGGCUCGAGGCGCGGCUUGGGAAAGGGGGCCGAGGGUGAGGAGUGUGGCUCUGAGUAGGAGAAGAGCCAAGAGCGCCGAUGGGGGACCCGGGAGGCAUUGACUUUUGCGCUGUUUGCCCGCGGCCUCGGAGCAAGCAGACGCCAUCUGUUUGCCGGCUGCGACGCGUCCCGUUUAAUUACCCUCCCGGCAGCCUAAUAGAGAUGAUAUUAAACUAAAUCUUUCUGACAUUAAAAGUAAUUAUCCCCAAACCGGUGGCUCCGGGACGGAAUGGCCCCUCCCGCACCCACCCCUUCCUUGGCCGCGCCGGAUUCCGUUAGUUUGGCUGAUACUCUUCGCCCGGGAAUGGGCGCAGAAGAAAGGGGGAAGAUGCCUGUGGGAGAAGGAAUCUCUACGAGUUGCCCGUCACGCGUUUUCCCCCACGACCACAGACGCUCCUGUUAUGUGGACACACGCACGUGUACAUAUAGACACGUAGCGACAUUUUCCUCCAGAUCAACUCAUGAGUCAUGCUGAUUAAGACCCUUAGCCGCUCACGCCCUCUGUGGAUAGGGAGACUCGCAGCUUGGUUUCCUGUCCCCGUCCUCUGACACUGCUAAAAUGGUCAUUUUCCGUGGUCAUAGCCACGGAUCUAUGCCGGAACCAGGAACCUGUCAUAAUUGCGAAGCCAGAAAGAACUCCUAUGGUGGCGCCUGGUUUCUCAGGCGCUCUUCCAGCUAAGGGCCAGGCGCCCAGCGAUUUCCCUACAGUGUCUUACUGAAGUCGCACCUCUCUCUGCGAGGCAGGUCCUAUUAUUCCACUUGUCAGGUGAGAGAAUGGAUUCGGAGAGGUGAGAUAACUUGUUCCACAUCUCACAAUUAGUGCGUAACAGUGCAAAAUCAAACCCGGGAGUACCGUCAUCCAACGCCAGGUCUGUCUGCACAGUGCAGGCGCAGCGGACUGGCUCCUGGCCCGACGCACCCCUCCACACUCGUCGGCCGGGAACCCGCUGGUGCUUUGCUUCUUCCCGGGCCGUGGACUUAAAGGCAGGGCGGAGCAGCCGACUGAAGGCGGAGGAGCACGGGCUUUGGCGCUGUGUGAAAGGCAGGAGCCUCGGAGGUGGAGCCCCAGCGGCUACAGCCCUCCUUUGGAUCUAGCCAUUGCGUCUGCCCGGCAAGCGAAAGGCGGGCGUCUGCCUAGUGUCGCCAGGCUUCUCCACGACCUUCUGACUGGGGACAUCUAAGCCUGACACCAACGCGUGGAGAGUGGUGUUCACCGCCCCACAAUUCGUUUCUAUUUGUGAGUGCCUACUGAGUACAGCCACUCUGCUAAACACUUGGUGUGUGCUGUCUUGCUCGGCACGCAGUUCUGGGGGAAGAUGCGGUGUUCCACGUUUCAAACACGAGAUAGCCAAGGUUCAGCAAGGCGACAUAACUUGCCUGGGGCCACAGUGCUGCCGAACUUAAAACAAACAAACAAACAAAAAAAACCCAGAAAUCCA
This is a messenger RNA of Callithrix jacchus (white-tufted-ear marmoset), 4368 nucleotides long. NCBI's taxonomy places the organism in Eukaryota, Metazoa, Chordata, Mammalia, Primates, Cebidae. The record is from RefSeq and is a predicted model, not a curated record.